AUGUUCACGCCGCUCGGGCUUUUUGGGGCAAUUUCAUGCCCGCAAGGCCAGGAUUGCACUCUUUUGAAAUGCAUAUUCUCUCAUGACAAUGAGCCGGCCCCGGCUGAGGCCCUGAAUUCGAAGAUUCCAGCGUCAGCUGACGAUGGCCCUCCUUCCAAGCGGGCCAAAGUGGAAAACACGAAGUCGCCGGGGCGUACUAUUCCAUCUCACAGUUUGAAAGAAUCAUCGCUCGAAAUGGAACGGCGCUCAUCGAAGCCAGUUGCCUCAAAGCAAAAUCAGAACACACGAGAUAUCUCUGGAACUCAAGACAUCCCCCGGCCUACCUCAAGCCAUGGCCCACCAGAGCCUUCGGGGAACGAGCCUGUGAAGAGUACCAAUACCACGUCCGCUGGAUCUUCAUCACGACUACCACCCCGCAAAGCUCCAAAAGAGACUUUGAAUCCUCGCAUGCUUGCCCAUGCACCGGCAACUCAUGGCAAUGUUUUCGUCCUAACCCCCGACGAACUGAUCACAAUGGCGCUGGAUGAGGAAGAGAAAUUCGCGAGGGACAGUCCAAGCGUUUACAGCAAUGUUAUUAAACUUCGAAUUGUCAAGGUUACAAAGAUGGGCAUUGACGAAUGGACCAAGGAGGUGAUGUCUCAUCUGAAUGCGAGAUAUUAUAAGAUAAACCCCAUUCAGAAGCCACAAGCGAUUCCGAUGCCUAUUAGCACAGGCCUCACCCCCGCAGAAGAAAUCGCAGUUGUAUCCCAGCUAGUCACACCUCUCGCUGGCCUCGAACAACAUGGAUAUGUCACAAAGCCACCCACAACUGCAGAUAUAGAAACUGCCAAGAGAGGCGUUGACGAGUCCAAAGGUUGGGAGAAGUGUGAUAGAUGCGGUCAACGAUUCCAGGUAUUUCCAGGUCGUCGCGAAGAUGGUACCCUGGCCGGCGGUGGCUGCUGUGACUAUCACCCAGGACGGCCCGUUUACCCUCAGCGCAAGAAAACAGACCAUGUCACCGGUCCCUCCCAGCCAUACUUCCCCUGCUGCAGCGAAGCACUGGGAACGUCUACCGGCUGCACGAGAGCCGAGACACAUGUGUUCAAGGUAUCGGAGGCCAAGCGACUUGCAUCCAUCCUCCAAUUCCAAACAACCCCAUCUCAGCCAGGGAAAGGACCCCUGGAACCGGUCUCUAUUGAUUGCGAGAUGGGCUACACGACAUUGGGUCUCGAACUGAUUCGUCUCACUGCGGUGAGCUGGCCUAAAGGCUCUGAUCUCCUUGAUGUGCUGGUCCGACCUAUGGGUGAGGUAUUAGACCUCAACACACGCUUUUCCGGUGUCACGCCACAACACUAUGCUUCCGCCAUCCCAUAUGGCACUUCAUUGCCCAACACACACUCCCCGGCGGGAGACGAGACAAAGAAGACUAACCCACCCUUGCAACUUGUUCAGUCACCGGCGGAGGCACGCGAGCUGCUUCUGAAGCUCCUUCAGCCUGAAACACCUCUUAUCGGCCAUGCAAUCGAUAACGACCUCAAUGCUUGCCGUAUCAUUCACCCUACGGUCAUUGACACCGUCCUCCUGUACCCCCACCCCAAGGGUCUCCCCAUUCGUUUAAGUCUCAAGGCCCUUGUUCAACGGCACCUUGGCCGCGACAUUCAGAUCGGAGACAAUGGGCAUGACUCCAAGGAGGAUUCAAUUGCUACGGGUGAUCUUGUGAGAGUGAAGGUGGGCGAGAAAUGGAAAGAGCUGAAGAAGAAGGGACAGAAAAUCGAGGGGGGUAAGUUGGUCUGUCCGGAUGGCCAAGUAUCAACAUCCACAUCUUCAUGGACAACGGUCCAGAAAAGAAAGUCCAACAGAUGA
Penicillium mononematosum is the source of this 1842-nucleotide messenger RNA. RefSeq names its product putative RNA exonuclease Rex3 (gene rex3). Bases 1 to 1842 code for a protein of 613 amino acids. The record is from RefSeq and is a predicted model, not a curated record. Gene Ontology annotation, molecular function: exonuclease activity; nucleic acid binding. Gene Ontology annotation, cellular component: nucleus. The transcript is spliced from 2 exons. Lineage: Eukaryota; Fungi; Ascomycota; Eurotiomycetes; Eurotiales; Aspergillaceae.